CCACCCACCCCACCCUCACUAUGGUGUCUGUAUCUGCACUCACCGCGGCUCUGGUGCUUGCGGUGGUUGUGGCCCAAGCACAUGGACAAUGCCCGUCAAACACAACGGCGAGCAACGUGGCCGGCAAGAGUGUGACGAAUCUCUGCAUGCAAUCGUUUACUGAUGCGAACAUUGUCAUCGACUCGACGUUGUCGACGACAGUGAGUGGGAAGCUGGUGGUGGCGGCGACGACGACGCUUGAUGUGAGGACUGUUCUCAACUUGGACGACUUGGAAGUCCGUGGUGCGCUCACCGUCAAGGAUGGCACUGUCUCCACCUCGGAUCUGGAUCUUACCGUUGGCUCCAUCCUCACUUUCCGUGUCGGCGACUCGGUCCCGGCCAUCACCAUCCGCUCAAGCGGUAACGUGACUGCUGCUGGCUCGCUUGUUGUCGCCAUUCCUGCUGCAUACACCUUUGACGUUGGAACACGCGUUGUGCUCUUUUCCGGCUUCUCUGCCUUUAACGGCCAGUUUACCACCAUCACGCUCCAGGACGAGGCCGCCACGGCCAGGGACUCCUCGUCGUGCGCCUCGUUCACCGCCGCCGACGUCGACGGCUCGGGUGCCAUCGAUGAGGCCGAGUUUGCAGCCUGGUCGUCGUCGCUGGCUGCGCGGCGGUGCAUGGGAACCGCCAGUGGGAGCGCCACCCGCGGCACCACCCGGCGGCUGCUUGGCGGCUCGGCGCGUCGGGCCACGCUCGACUGCACCACAACUGCCGGCGAAUGCGCGAUUGUCGGCGUGGCAGCGGCCGCUAGCGGCUGCCCAGCCUGCCCCAAGUGCACCGACAACGCCGGGCUUGCUGCCGGCGCAACCGUCGGCGUCUUUAUCGGCGUGGUCAUUGUCGUCAUUGUCGCCCUCCUCCUCCUCGCUUGCCUCAAGCGCCGCCGCCGCCGCCGUGCUGCCCGUCUCGCUGCUGAGGAUGCUGCCGCUGCCGUCCGCGCCCGCCAGGAGGCCGAAGCCGCCGCCAAGCGCGAGGCCAAGGCCUCCAAGUCCAAGACCUUUGAGCAAAUUGCCCAUCAGAAUGUCGAGGGCGUUGUGCCCGGAGCCAAGGCCCCAGUCCUGGUCGAAGACUCGGACAAAGAGUCGAACUCGCGUGGCUCGUCCUCCGACUACUCGUACUCGUACUCGUCGUGAGCAAAAGGUAAAGCAAGCGGGUACCAUCAUCCCA
Messenger RNA from Thecamonas trahens ATCC 50062, 1206 nucleotides. RefSeq lists its product as uncharacterized. The transcript has 2 exons. The record is from RefSeq and is a predicted model, not a curated record. NCBI's taxonomy places the organism in Eukaryota, Apusomonadida, Apusomonadidae. Bases 21 to 1172 code for a protein of 383 amino acids.